Molecule: messenger RNA, 1451 nt
Organism: Rhodofomes roseus
Lineage: Eukaryota; Fungi; Basidiomycota; Agaricomycetes; Polyporales; Fomitopsidaceae
Exons: 3
Coding region: 156-1163 (335 amino acids)
Molecular function (GO): protein binding
Source: RefSeq, a predicted model, not a curated record
GUUUGAGCUCCUCUAGAUUUGCUCUACAUACUUACUUAGAUCUGACCCGCUCUGCGACCACUUAACUUAAACACAACUCAUUGUCCCGAAGCUGCCGGCAACGAGAUCUCUGUAUUGCCAACCCUCGCUGAGGUCAGGCAAUAUCCUACAUCGAUAUGCCAGACCCCGGGGCAUCGCAGACGAGUGGCUCUGAUGGGCUGCGACCCAAGCCUCCAAGAGAUGCCCCGCCUCCAUUCAACAAGCGCACUGCCGACGUCAUCCUCCGUUCCUCCGACCACGUAGACUUCCGCGUUCGGCAGAGCAUCUUGGCCGAGGCGUCCCCGUUUUUCGAGGCCAUGUUCUCCCUUCCUCAACUCCCGGAAAACAGGAAACGGAAGGACCGCGACGAGACAGAGUACCGGGACGGCAUCCCCGUGGUCGACAUGUCUGAACCAAGCCGAGUACUGGACUCCCUCCUGCGCUUCUGCUAUCCGGUCGAGGACCCGGCUCUCCCGUCUCUCAAAGUCACUUGCGAAGUGCUCGAGGCUGCUCGCAAAUUCGACAUGGUAUACGUAGUCGCCCAGGUCAAGAAGCAGUUCCUCUCGCGUGCGGUGCAGCAGCCGCUACAGGCUUACAUCGUCGCCGUGACACGUGGAUGGGUGGACGAGAUGAGGGAGGCGGCCAAGUGUACGCUCCGUCGUGAGAUGCGAUGGGAUGCGUACAUCCCGGAGAUGGAGCUUAUCAGCGCCGGGGCAUGGUACCGCCUCAGAGCGUACCACUCUGCCUGCUCGGAGGCCGUAUCGAAGCUGGUCGACACCACUCAGCUGAACGAAGACGGUGUAGUCAUGGACUGGCUCACAACGACCCAGUGGCCGUGGUUCACCUGCACCUGCUCGCAGGCACCGUUUCAAAAAGUGUACUACACGGCCGCCCGCAUCCCAUGUCGCUCGGCCGCGUGGUGGGAGGACUAUCUGAAGGACAUGAAGCAGAAGCUCAAGGACAGGCCCCACAGAGUGACCGUCGUUGAGUCCGACUCGGGCGAAGAGCACCUGGAUCGUACGAGGUGUCAGACCUGCUUGUCGCAGAAGGCCUCGCGGAAAGCCUACCUGAAGGACUUCGAAAGUAUUCUUAUACAGGAGAUCGACAAAAUCAUCUCCAAGAUUCAACUCGAAGUACGGAUAUAAUUGCGCUAUGAAUGCUAUCGUCACGCUGUCUCUGCUUUGUAUGUGCUCCUCAUGUUCUCGUCUUCCAUCUUGCUUUUGCAUCAUGUACAUCUCGGCCGCUAUCGCAAACCCUCGCAAGUGCUACCAUGGACGCUAUCCUGCUCUCUACCACUAUACUGCUGCUAUCUAUCUAUCGCUCCACGCUCAAAGUACCACAGAAUCCACAUCGUCACCACGACUGUGUACACGCGGACAUGUCAGCUUGGAUUUUUGGUGCUUCCAGUGCUGUCUCAGCCAUGUAAGUCACGG